AUUACACAGCAGCUGGUGCCAGCCUGAAAACUGAAAAGGCAGCUUGCAGAGUGGUUUGGAGGCAGGUGGGCAGGACCACCCAGAAACCCAGAAUAAUCUGGACUGUAAACUUCAUCUGAUCAAGGAUGACAGACGUUGAAAGAGAAAUGGGCCUUCCGCCCAUUGAGCAGAAACCAGGGCUGCAAAUAUGGACCAUCAAGAAUAUGAAGAUGGAGCCUAUUCCCGCAAAGGCUUAUGGGAGUUUCUUUGAAGGAGACUGCUACAUCAUAUUAAAUAACACAAAGAUGCAGCAUCGCUUCGCCACUGAUCUCCACUUUUGGAUCGGGCGCGAUGCCAGCCAGGACGAGCAAGGAGCUGCCGCUUUCUAUGUCACCCAGAUGGAUGAUUCCCUGCAAGGGAUGGCCAUUCAGCAUCGAGAGGUUCAAGGGCACGAAUCCGCUGCUUUCAAAAGUUAUUUCAAGAAAGGCAUCAUCUACAAGAAGGGAGGAUUGGCUUCAGGGUUCAAGCAUGUUGAGACCAACAUGUAUAACAUCAAACGGCUCCUUCAUGUUAAGGGCAAGAAACAUGUGUCAGCUACAGAGGUUGACCUUUCUUGGGACAAUUUCAACAAAGGUGACGUCUUCCUGUUGGAUCUUGGCAAAGUGCUGAUCCAGUGGAACGGACCUUCCUGCAACAUUGCUGAAAAAUCGAAGGGAAUGAUCUUGGCACGAAACAUCCGGGAUGGGGAGAGAGGUGGACGUGCCCAAAUUGCCGUCAUCGACAACGAGAAAGACUGCCCGGAACUCAUGCAGAUCAUGAAGGCGACACUGGGAGAGAGGAAUCAAGAGAUUAGGGAGCCAUUACCGGAUGAAAAAGCGGAUGAACAUCAGAAAGCCAAUGUCCGCCUUUACCAUGUGUACGAAAAUGGCAAAGAUCUUGUGGUCCAAGAAAUUGCAACCAGGCCCCUCACCCAAGACCUCCUGAGUCAUGAGGAUUGUCACAUUAUAGACCAGGGAGGUUUGAAAAUUUAUGUCUGGAGAGGAAAAGAGUCCAGCAAGGAAGAAAAAAACGCUGCUUUUAGUCGGGCAGUGGGUGCCCUAACCACCAGACCAAACUGGCUCAUGUUGUGUGAACGCUGUAUCUGGGUUUCUUUUCAGGUAUGGCGAAUUGAGAAUCGGGAGAUGGUUCCAGUUAAUCCGAAGACUUAUGGCCAGUUUUAUGGGGGUGACUGUUACCUCGUCUUGUACACCUACACGAAAUCAGGCCGACCUCAUUACAUUAUCUACAUGUGGCAGGGCCGCCAUGCAUCAGUGGAUGAAACUACGGCUUGUGCUAUCAAUGCCGUGGAGCUGGACAAGAAAUAUGGGGACGAGCCAGUCCAGGUUCGAGUGACAAUGGGGAAGGAACCCCGGCAUUUCCUCGCUAUCUUCAAGGGAAAUUUGAUCAUUUAUGAGGGAGGCAUCCAUCAUGGUCAGAAGACGGAACCUGAACCAGGUGUCCAGCUCUUCCAAGUGAGAGGUACCGAUGAAUUCAACACCAAAACGGUCGAGGUCCCCGCCCGAGCCUCUUCUCUCAAUUCCAAUGACGUCUUCCUUCUCAAGACCAACCAAGUGUGUUACCUGUGGUGUGGAAAGGGAUGCAGUGGGGAUGAGCGAGAAAUGGCAAAGACCGUGGCUGAUGUCAUCUCCAAGUGGGACAAACAGACUGUUAUGGAGGGGCAGGAACCAGCUGAAUUUUGGUUUGCCCUUGGAGGCAAAGCACCCUACGCCAGUGGCAAGAGAUUCCAGGAACAAGUUCCUCACUAUCAGGCUCGCUUGUUCGAAUGCUCCAACCAGACUGGGCGAUUCAUUAUGACUGAAAUAGUGGAUUUUGGCCAGGAUGACCUGGACGAAGAAGAUGUCAUGCUGCUGGACACCUGGGAAGAGAUUUUCCUUUGGGUUGGGAAAACUGCCAACAGCUAUGAAAAGACGGAGUCCGUUUCUGCAGCCAAAGAAUAUUUGAAGAACCACCCAGCGGGGAGAGAUGUAGCAACCCCAAUCAUCACCGUCAAACAAGGUCAUGAGCCCCUGAACUUCACCGGUUGGUUCACUGCCUGGGACCCUUACAAGUGGAGCGAUGGGAAGUCUUAUGAACAGAUGAAGAGCAGUUUAGGGGAUGUAUCUGCCAUAUCAGAAAUUACAAUGGAUCUGAAAAAUGCUAACUUCAGCCACAGAAGUUCCAGCAAUAAGCCUGUCACUGCCAAUGCAGAGAUUUCAGAAGCCCGGUCAAGUCUGCAGGAUAACCAAACACUUACUCACAGUAGUAACUGUUACAACACCGACACACCUUUGCAAGAAGCAAAUGAGAUCGGUACAUUCCCUAGAGAUCUGCUGAUUAACAAGACGGUGGAUGAGCUUCCGGAAGGUGUGGAUCCCACCAAAAAGGAGUACUUCCUAUCUGAUGCAGAAUUUUUUGAUAUCUUUGGGAAGACAAAAGAUGCAUUUUACCAGAUGCCUACAUGGAAACAGCAAAACGAGAAGAAACAACUCGGAUUGUUUUGAACAAAGGGACGGAUAGUUGGUGACACCUGAAAACAGGAUUGUUUGCAAGGCAGGGCACAAAGGUUAAGAUGGGGCCACAAAUUUAUCUUAGAACUGUCAAUGCAGGUAAAAAAUUGAUGGAACUUUGAUCGCUCGGUGGCUAUACCAUCUUGGCUGUUUUGACUUCCUGACUCAGAAAGAAGAUGGAUCUUGGAAGAGAGUUUCCCAAAUUUCAAAAGGACAAUUUUAAAAAUAAAGUCUUCUAGAAAUCUGUAUGGUCAACAAUAAUCUUAAUGAAAAUGAUUUCCUAAUUUUUCUCAACUGAGAAAACAGUAACUUCCCCGUCCCCACUACAAAAUUGUUCCAUUAUUUGCAUAAGAAAUACAUGAAGGUUUCUCUCAA
Messenger RNA from Notechis scutatus (mainland tiger snake), 2900 nucleotides. The record is from RefSeq and is a predicted model, not a curated record. Lineage: Eukaryota; Metazoa; Chordata; Lepidosauria; Squamata; Elapidae.